This is a messenger RNA of Epithele typhae, 2025 nucleotides long. RefSeq lists its product as uncharacterized. Bases 1 to 2025 code for a protein of 674 amino acids. NCBI's taxonomy places the organism in Eukaryota, Fungi, Basidiomycota, Agaricomycetes, Polyporales, Epitheliaceae. The record is from RefSeq and is a predicted model, not a curated record. The transcript has 3 exons.
AUGCGAAUCCGGAUGCCGGCGUCUGGCCGGGCUGCUGGCAAUCCCCGGCCACGUCCUCUUCGUCGAGUCCCAGCCCGCCCUCUCUCCACCGGGGCCUCCGUCCGAGGCCGCGCGAAGCCCUCCCGCGUGCGCGAGAUGGGGGACCCGAGCAGCGCCCCACCCGGCAGCGGGCCGUCGACCUCCCUCCCCCCGCGGAGAGGCCCAACGAGGACGGGAGGCGCGCGGUCCCCAUCGAGCAGCGACCUGCCCCACAACGACGGCCCAGCGCCGCCCCGGCACGUCGUCCUCGGGCCCUCCCCGUAUGGCCCGCGUGGUGCCGAUCCUGCGCCGUAUCGCUCCUCUGGGGGCCCUCCGCCCCGGCUCCUGCUCGUGUCCUACGCGGACACCCGCCGCCGCCGCCCAAACACGCAAUCGGCAAGCCAAAGCACCAGUGCCACAGCCCAAGCUCCGCCCACGCCAACGACAAGCGAAGAUUGCGCACCUCCUAGCCCCAGCAGCGACGGCGAGUGCACAGCGCGCCCGGGGAAACCCUGGCGGUCACGCGCAGAGCCCACGCUAGGACACCGACACCGGCGAAAGCGACCCCCGCCCUCCCUUGUUCACCGCAAGCGCAGGGGACGGCGUGCGGCCGAGCAGCGCGCGCGCCCCGCCCCGCUGCGCGCGAGGAGGACGCAUAUUGCGCGGGUGGCGCCGCGGUGGGCAUCGCGUCCGUGCGCAGGCCGGACGGUCGGGCCCGUCCCGUCCGCCCUCGUCCGCGGAGGUCGUCCCUGGGAGCCCGGCCACGCCUUAUCGAGCGAGGCGUGCGGUCUGCAGCGCUGUUCGCCCGCGCUCGCUCGUCCCCGUCCGAAUCCGUGCGAUAUUGCGGCCCCACGCUUCCUCGCCAUGGGCCCGCUCGUCGACGGCCAAUCCGCCGCCUGCGCUUGUACCCACGCGUCGACAUCACGCCCGUGUCCGUUAGACUGCCCAGAUCCUCGUCCUCCUCCUCCUCGUCCACGCGCCGCGCCAAACCCUCCAGGCGCGCGCCGUCCACCGCCCUCUAGUGCGCCCCUCCGCCAUCUCUCCGGCCGCUCCUCGUUCUGCUCAUCGCGCCCAGCAAGAGCCCCAGGUACCACCACCACCACUGACCGCCACCGCACGCGCCUCGGUGCGCCCGCCCGCCCGCGGCCUACGCACUGCCGAUCGCACGACGCCGUCCAGGCCACCUCCGCACCGCUCACCGCUCACCACACCCCCGACGCGGCGGCACGCCCGCGCCCCGCUCGACCCAAAUCGCGAGUGGCGCACGACCCAUGGGCUGCCACCACCCGCGCCCGGGCCCUGUGCGCGCAAUCCCCGGUCGACGCGUUCACUUGCGGAUGGGGCGGGGGGGGCGAUGAAUCGAUGACGCUCGGCGGGAGCGGGCGGGGGUGCGCGCGCGCUGCGCAUCGCAUUAAUCGCAUUGCUUCGGAGGCGAAAGUAUGCCGCAGGGUCGUCGCGCGAGCACCGAGGACGGAGAACCGCGACGUUCUGGAUCGCGCGAGCGCACGCUCGGCACGGGACCCUGAAUCGCGCAGGGCAUCGGGGGAAGUGUUUGGGGCUCAGGCUCGGGUCUCAGGGUGCGCGUUCGACGUGGCCGCGCGCGGAGGGGGGCGAGUGCGGGAUUGGCGCGACGCCAGGGAAGAGUGCGUAAGUUGCGGCUCGAACACCCAGCGCCCUGAGCCAACGUAUUUCGCCGCGUUCAGACGACCGACGCCGACAUUGUCCUGGUUUCGCGGCGCGAGGGCGCGCAGAUUGAGUGCAGAUACCGUUGCCCCGCGCGCGCGCCACGGGUGCACGGGGCACACUAGAAUCCCCCCCGCGCGCGCUGGCGGGGGCGGGUGCUGGAGCGGAGCCCGCGGAGAAUGGGAGGAACGUCGAGCUCAGCGCAGCGGAGUCGCCGUCGGGGCUCGGGAGCGCAAGGGCUUGGGAGAGGCUGAGGAGCCAGGACAGCUUCACGCUCGCGCGCGCGCUCUAGGGCACGCCGAGGCCGGGGGACACGGGGGCUGA